AUGAGAUAUGUUUUUUUUCUUUUUUUCUGCUUUUUAAUAUUUAUAAAUUAUAAAAUAAAAACGGUAAAAUGUAACGAAAUAGCCAAUGUUUCUAAUUUGUCAAACACAUUUCCUUUAUCCUUAAAUAAAAUAAAAAUAACAACGUUAGAUGUAUUAAGUGAAUAUAAGAAAGAGCGAAAUAUUAUUACAAAGGUGUUUGAACAAAAUCAACAUGAAAAUAAUUACAUUUUUAUCAAUGAAAAAUUAAACUCCUAUAAUUCGAUAAAUAUAAAUUGUACAUUUAAAGUGAACAAAAAAAUCGACAAGACAAAAUUUGUAGUGCUUUUAGUAAAACAUUUUGAAGGAGAUAUAUUUCGUAAAAAUAAUAAAAUAGAUCAUUUAAAAAAAUAUGAAACAUUUAUAUUUACAAACAGAUAUGAAAAUGAUUUAAUCAUUUCAAAUUUAUCACUUUUAUUAGUUAAUUUAACAGAAAUUACUGGGUACUAUAAAUUUGAUGUUUUUAUAACAGACGGAGAAAAUAAUUUGAUGGUUUUUAAGCUUGUAAAAAUAUUUUUGUAUUUUCAUAAUAAUAUACCAAUAAUAGAAUAUCCAAUAAAAAUAGAGACAAUGAAAAAAAGAAAAAAGAAAAGUAUUAUUAUAGAAAAUAUUUGUAAAAAUAAAUUAAUGAUAAAUAAUAAUUCAUUAAAUAUAUUUAACAAAUUAGUUGUUCAUGGUUUUAAGGAAUAUUAUCCACAACCUUUAAUUUCCAAGAGAGAAUAUUUUACACACAAUUAUGUUAAUAAGAGUUUUGAUAAUAUGGCUAUUUCCAUUAUACAUAUGAUUUUAAUAAUUGCUUUUUUUAUUAUAUAUAUUUAUUUUAUUAUUUUUUAUAUGAAAUAUAAUAUUAAAAUUAUCAAUAUAAGUUACAUUAAUUAUGUAUUUGUGUUUUCGUUUAUAUCCAUUAUUUUUUUGUUUAUACUUUAUGAUUUGUAUUUUAAUGUUCUUGAAAUUUAUCCUAUAUUUAUUUUAUUUUUUUCAAUUUUUUUGUUUUUUUUUUUUAAAACAUUAACAAGUUUGGGCAGGCAGACUAAUUUGGGGAAGGCAGGCUAA
Molecule: messenger RNA, 1089 nt
Organism: Plasmodium yoelii
Lineage: Eukaryota; Apicomplexa; Aconoidasida; Haemosporida; Plasmodiidae
Product: conserved Plasmodium protein, unknown function
Exons: 1
Coding region: 1-1089 (362 amino acids)
Source: RefSeq, a predicted model, not a curated record